AUUUAUUGAUGUAAUUGUAUUUGUUUCUAAGCUUUAAUGGUUCCUCAGAUAAACAGUGGCUUAACCCUAACCCAGAGCUGCAGAAACUGCAUCUGAUCCCCAUACAGAUGUGUAUAAACACGAAUUUUAUCCUUUUUUUCUCUCUCUCUCUCUAUUGCAUGCUCUGAUUUUUGUUCAGAACUUCUUUGUGCAAAGGUUUUGAGCUGAAGCACAAAAAUUGGCAGGCUGUGUCUUCAGAUUUGGGCUCAGAUACAUUUCCUUCAUUACUUCUGCAUGCACUGCAUACAUGCAUUAUAACUAACACUAUAAUUAUUACUCGUGUUUGAGCAUUGCAGACUUCAUAAACUGGCUUUUGAGUGACAUGUAAGUUUAAUAAAAAAUAUAAUCAUUUGCUUAAAAAACACAUCCUGCACCAGAAUUUAAUGUUUUAAAUUGAUAGUGAUGCUGAUGUUCGUGGUCUUCAUGCUCUGGACUCAUUUGGGACUAAUUCAUGAAUUUUUUUUCAUCCCCUUAAAACCCAGAGUAAGUUGUUUUUUUGUGAGGAGAUCCAGGGUUAUCAGUCCUUGCAUCAGUAGAAGUGUGUGUUCUGUCCAACACAGGAUUCAGAGAUGAAGCGUGAGAUAUUAUUCACAGAGAAUCUCGAGAGCUGGAGAUAAGCGACCUUCCUGAUGUGAUCUGCAGCACAGUAACGGCUCUGUGACUCAGCCACAACACCUUAGUCUGAAUAUUAUCGGUUAACAUAAUUAGUUUUUUUUUGUUUUGUUUUGUUAUAUGGAGAACCUGAUUUUAGGAAUCAGUUCCUCAAAACAAGUUUGCAAAGUAGAUCUUACUCCUGCGAUAACGAGUGAACCUUAAAGAACCAGUUUGGUGAAUAAUCCAAUUUACACAAUGCUCCUUCUUCCUCGUAGGUACUCAAUCAGUCAGGACAUUUAGUGCUCCUGUAGUUUUCAAUUUGAAGCUACAACGCUAAUGUAGAUAACAAGCAGUGGAAGUCUAGCUCACCCGAAAUGUUCUUUGUAAACAUCUGGCACAAGCGUGCAUCCAAUUCGUUCAGAAAUGCGAAGCUGAUUUGCAGAUGUGGUUUAGGACGCAGUCUAUAAAAGCUUGGAACGAGUAUAUAAAGACUUGUGCAAGGUUUAUGAGGGAUUUUUUUCUUGGUAAAACAGACUUCCAUUACUUGUUAAGAAGCAAACGUCAGACAGCAAACUAUCUCGGGAGAUCAAUUUUUGAUGGUGUUAUACAGUGAAAUGUUGAUCUUGAGGUUUAUCAUUAGGCAAGUGCUGAUAAUCAGUGAUACGAUAAAUCGUGAUACUCAUCACACAAUAACGCUAUCGUGGACACAUCGUCCCGCCCUCUGUUUUGCGUUGGAUGAAGGCAGAUUAAGUAGGCAGUGUUUUUGGGCAGUGCUCACAGUCCAGAUAUAAAGACUAUCCCAUCUGGAAGACAGCAUCAGGACAGCGGCUACUUCUGCUCACCGGAUGAGAUUUCUGUUUGUGUGUUCAGGACUCGGGUGGGUGUCUCCGUGAGCACAUGCGCUGUAUGAUGCGCUCCCUGCAGGACCUGAAACAGCUACACCGGACCUGCAUGAUGCAGCCCUCCUCCGGCCCCUGCAAGCUGCUGAUUGGACGGCGUGAGCGGCGAGCACGGCUCCGAGUCAGCGACGCCAGCGACUCCAGCAGCUCCGACUCGGCCUGUCGGCUCUCCUGCCCCCUGGAGGACGAGGACAGCAGCGCGGCCAGCAGCCUCGAAUUUGACUCUGGCUACUCGGAGGCAUCGUGGCCUGACGAGGGACCCGUGGUGCUGCGCCGAUUCAGGAAGGUACGCGCCGCAUCGGCCGAUCUCGAUCUAGAACCGAGCCCCCGUCCCAGAACGCGACCCAAAUCCACGUCGGACGCCUGCCUGGAAAAGUGGACGUCGUUCGAGGUGCCGAGCGAACCGGAAGACUGGACGGCGGCGCUGCUAACGCAAGGCCGCAACCGGCAUCCACUUGUUCUCGGGGAUAAUAGCUUUGCUGACCUCAUUCAGAACUGGAUGGAUUUGCCAGAGUGUCCAUCGGAACCGACAGAACCGAGGCCUAGCGCAAGCAAACGGCUAGCCAAGGACUUUCUGGUCAACGUGAGGCGGAGGAUAGCGAGGAUUUCACAGAACAUAGACGGACAGAAAAAGCUCGUCUCAGACUCGUCUCGGGCGAACAGAGCCGCCAUGGCACCCAAACGUCUCUCGUGUCCCGUCGAUGUUCCGCGGAAAGUUCCGUUUUUCCACAAAUCUCACAUGGACCUCCAGGAACUCGAUACGGACUUUUACCGCUUCACGGCGCUCAUGAAGACAGGCAGCCGGCAGCCAAUCAUCUGUAACGACGUCAUCGGGUACAUAUGAGUGACCGAACAGACUCUUCUGACUGAACGGACUCUGAUAUUUACAGACACAUUGCUUUUAUACCAAACAACUGUAUUAUUGUUGCCAUGUUGCUAAUGGUCAAGUUAAUAAUAAUGCUCAAGCUAUAAUAAUAUUAAUAAUAAUAAAAAAAAUUAUAAUUUUAA
This is a messenger RNA of Pangasianodon hypophthalmus (striped catfish), 2540 nucleotides long. RefSeq names its product inka box actin regulator 1a (gene inka1a). The transcript is spliced from 2 exons. Gene Ontology annotation, cellular component: nucleus. Gene Ontology annotation, molecular function: protein kinase binding; protein serine/threonine kinase inhibitor activity. NCBI's taxonomy places the organism in Eukaryota, Metazoa, Chordata, Actinopteri, Siluriformes, Pangasiidae. The record is from RefSeq and is a predicted model, not a curated record. Bases 1531 to 2376 code for a protein of 281 amino acids.